CAUCCAGAAUGUCUUUGAUUUCGACAAUCAAGUAGUCGUGUGCUCCAAAAUUCAAGGGGAAAACUACUUUCUACUUCAGUCGGCAGUCAUACUUCAUCGUUAGAUCGGGCAGAUUUUUAUUUCUACAAUUUUUUCCAAAUUUAUAUAUCUUUUUUGUCCUUGAAUAUGGGAAGUCGCGAGGUUUCUAUUUUGGUACUUUUAAAUUUAUCAUUGUCCGACCAGUGUGAAGCGACAUCCCGUUCAAGACAAAUCUUGAAAAACCACUUCUGGGACGAGCACGCCACAAGGAUUCUGUGUAAGAUUAUGAAGUCGUCUGACAAUUCUGUAGAAAUCCGCGUGAGAGCUGCUGAAAUUUUAGCAGACCGUUUACGGUAUAUCGAUUACUGGGAAGCUCUGAACUUGCCACAGAAAACUGAAAUAUUAUUAUAUCUUCGAGAGGCUCUGCUAUCUCUGAUGGAAGAGAAUGUGGAACGAUUACGUAGACCCGUUGUGCUAAAUGUUAAAAUUGCAAUUGCACAGAUGCAGGAACGCAAUGAUGAUUGGAUAGCAUCGGUCUUUUGCAUAAUACAGACUAUGUGUGUUUCGCAGCAGGAGUCACAUCGGGAAUUGGGCGCCUAUAUAUUUAGCCAAAUGGCAGAGAUCGCAUUUUAUCCUUUCAAUAAGUAUGUAAGCCGUGCUGAGACUAUCUUUAUCGAUUGCCUAGAGAAAGCCGAUAGUGAGGCACGUUUGGUGUCAUUGACCAAUGAUUUUUUGAUCGCUGGAUGGAUGCGUACUUUGAUAGAGCGACGAAAUGAAGUUGAGGUAGGAAUUGGUAUAUAUACAUUAUUUAUUGGUAUGCAAAUUAAACUAACUGAAAUUCAUUUAAAGAAUGGUGAAGUUUUGGAUAACUUUAUGCCCACAAUAUUACGCAUUAUUCAUAGUUGGCCAUAUAAGUCAACUGCGAGGUAUACCUUCAAUGGCAUCAAAUUACUGGAUAACCUAAUGAAACAUUCGCCGGGCAUAGUAAGUCGUGAAUUGAAUAGGUUAAUACGGAUAGUUGUCAGCCUGUUCGAAUGCGAACGUUUGGAGAUACGACAGAGUAAGAAGGCCUUGGACAUUCUAAAACGUCUUGUUAUUGGCAAUGUGGAGAAGAUCAUCGAUCUGGAACUGAUGGAUAGAAUUCUAGGAUUCUUUUGCACUGUCUUGAGCGUGACACCAAAUCGAGAUUCUAAUAACAGAGACGAUUUUCUGGACACAUGUCGUGCUGAGAAUACUAUUGUGGGCUCAGCUGUAGACAUGCUGAAAAUGCUCGUGUCUGAAAUGAAAGAGAAUUUCUGUCUUUAUUUGUCCACCUACAUAUAUAAGAUGUUUUCGGCAAUCAAGGCCCGACCUCCGGCAAACUAUUGCGCUGGCAUUUUUAUAUUUUUUGCCGCAUUAGCUAAAGAUCCCAACGUUCCUUGGGAUAUCAUUAAUACCUGGGAAGUUCUGGAGUUGGUUGAGUUAGGACUUUAUAGCAAGGACCAGAUGGUAAGACAGGCAGCCCAAUUCUCGUUGGCCACGAUCGUAGAGCGACUGCAGCCGGAUAUCAUUAAAUAUUUCAACUAUAUUAUGUAUAUGUUCUACAUUAGUUUUUAUGAUAUUCUUAAUAGCUUGAACGUGGAAACACCCAUCUUCGAUUCUCUAAUAGUGUUGUUAAGAAACAUGCGAAGCGCAGUCCUCAAGGGUCAUGUUCCUGAUCUGAUGGAUUACUCUCUAAGAUUUCUAAAGUCAGACUACAGUUCGAUUACGGUAAAGCAGAAGGCACUAAGUGUUAUCGCAAUUCUCGGGGAUUUAGUUACGGAUUCUCUGGAUCCUUAUUUCGAUCAGAUUGUGGAUAUUGCCUCGUCUUGCCUAUUAUUUAACAACGGUAGUGAUCAUCGACUCAGAACACAGGCCUUCCGGGUUUUCGCAACGUUAAGGCGAGUGAGCAUGGAAAAAUUUUCUGCCUACACCGUUGAUCUUCUCGAUAAGUCUGUGCGAGUAAUGCAAAAGGAAAUAGUAGUGUCGAUGUUUAUUUAUGACCUUUUAGGUCAGCUUUGUGCAGCUUCACCCGAUGAUUUCAAGAUGUACUUUAACAUCAUUAUCGAGUACGUAUUCGAGGAGCUUAAAAAUGACUACGAAAAUGAGAGCAGCGUUGAGGAAUUUGCUUACUUCAAAUGCUCUCUACAUAAAGAACGUUACCAAAUUCCCAACAGGCGUUCAAAGGCUUUAAAUUGUCUGAAAUCCAUGAUUGUUAAUCAGCAAGAAUUGAUUGUACCUUAUAUUGAGGAGGCCAUCAAGGUUUCUUUUGACUGCAUCACUCGGCGCAAUGAUUAUGAUGUGCAAGCCGGCUUAUCUACAAUUUCCAAAAUCAUACUUCAUCAAUGGCGAUUGGAUAAGGUGAAGGCCCGCUCCUUGUGCUCCAAGUAUCUGCCCAAGCUAACACGCCGUAUGUUGGAUACUAACUCCCCGGGACAUGUGAUCGAGUGCCUUGGCUAUUGCAGAUCGCUGCUUAAGAAACUUAAACGGCAAUGCUGUCAUUGUUAUGAUGGCCUGUUCACUGUAAUUCACUUGGCUCUUAAUCGAAAGCUCCCGUGUCAGUCCGAAAAGGAGUUAAAUUGUUACAAACAUCGCUUGCCCAGGGACUGGCGUAAGCCACCGUGUUGGUGUAACCACAUUGAGAAAGAGUAUGUCCUCUUAAAAAUGGCAAAGAAAAUGCUUUCAUUAUUUGGAGAGGUCGUGGGACCGAAGAUAUUUAUCGCCCAUGUGCAAACGAUUAAUGGACGAUUUUUGUGGCGACCGAGGAAAAACCGAAAUAUGGACAAAAAGUUUUUCAUCUGCGAAGCUCUCAUCGGUUGUUUGGAAUCCCUGGAUUAUAAAGCCUGUCGCUACUAUCAGGCGAUUUCUAAAUUUAUUACCCAGGGUAUAAUUGAUCCGAAAAAGAAGAUUCGCAACCGCAGCUUUGACCUGUUGAUCAAAAUCAUGCAGUUUUUAUACCGCAAUCCGAAUGUAAAUUCCUUACAUCUGUCUAGUUCUCUGAUAAAUGCUAUUGGUAAUCCUGGCGGCCUAACAGAAAAACAAAAGCAAGAAGGAUGUUUGUUGGGCUGUCAUAUGAUUUUGAAGGAUAAUGAAAUGUUUCCGAUUAACGAUUUCCUGGACGUGCUCUUCGAUCAUUUACCAUUAACGAAGAUUCGAAAUGCUCACUUUGCUAACAAAACAGUGGCCAAAGCUCUUCAGAAGCUCUUAGAUGAUGACAUCGUACCCGAUCGUAUAUCCCGAAUAUAAACGACUUUUUUCAGAAGGUCUUUGAAGGAGAAUGCGGAUUAUAGUUAAGUAAUUAGUUCAAAGUAUUAGGUUCUUUGUUGGAUUUUUCAAAAGGAGGAUAGGCAGGCAGGCAGUGAGCUUAAAUUAGAUUUCUUUAAGAAAAGGUUUUUCAUAAGGUUUCUUUCUUUCUUUUCUUGGAAAAGCUCUCUUUCGCACCUUUUGGGAUCUACAAAAUCAAGGCAAGGUCUAUAAAUUAAUUAGUUUUCUUCAAAAAUAGGUUCUCUGUUAGGUUUCUCAAUGCCACUACAAGGGAAGGGUUUCUAUGACCUUUUUCACAUUUUUUUCAAAACUAUAAACCUAUAUUGAUUUUUUCAAACUUUUGGCUUAGAUCAUACUUUUGGGCUCUACAAAAUCCAGAAAUGAGAUCAAUUCAACAUCAGGGUCUUAUUUAAUUUGGGUUUACAAAAUUAUUUACAGUAAACACUGACAUAUAAAUUGUAACAUGCCGGAACACGUGAAAGGUUUUGAUAAAAAUGCUGACCCUUUUUUUUUUGUAAGUGGUUAUAAAAAUAAAAAUUUAAUGUAAA
Molecule: messenger RNA, 3848 nt
Organism: Drosophila eugracilis
Lineage: Eukaryota; Metazoa; Arthropoda; Insecta; Diptera; Drosophilidae
Exons: 2
Coding region: 166-3282 (1038 amino acids)
Biological process (GO): protein import into nucleus
Cellular component (GO): cytoplasm; nucleus
Molecular function (GO): nuclear import signal receptor activity
Source: RefSeq, a predicted model, not a curated record